This is a messenger RNA of Leptosia nina, 459 nucleotides long. Lineage: Eukaryota; Metazoa; Arthropoda; Insecta; Lepidoptera; Pieridae. The record is from the annotation of a GenBank genome assembly.
AUGUCGCUGGUUAUCCCGGACAAGUUUCAACAUAUUCUUCGUAUUAUGAAUACAAACAUCGAUGGCAAGCGCAAAGUUAUGUUUGCUAUGACUGCUAUUAAAGGAGUAGGUCGCCGAUACUCUAAUAUUGUAUUGAAAAAGGCCGAUAUUGACCUCGACAAACGUGCUGGAGAAUGCACCGAAGAAGAGGUUGAAAAAAUCAUUACAAUUAUGUCUAACCCCAGGCAAUAUAAAAUUCCUGAUUGGUUUUUAAACAGACAAAAAGACAUUGUCGAUGGAAAAUACAGUCAACUUACAUCAUCAAACUUGGAUUCAAAGCUUCGUGAAGACUUAGAGAGGUUGAAGAAGAUCCGUGCCCAUAGAGGUAUGCGUCACUACUGGGGACUCCGUGUCCGUGGUCAACACACUAAGACUACUGGUAGACGUGGAAGAACUGUUGGUGUAUCUAAGAAGAAGUAA